This is a messenger RNA of Pieris macdunnoughi, 1011 nucleotides long. NCBI's taxonomy places the organism in Eukaryota, Metazoa, Arthropoda, Insecta, Lepidoptera, Pieridae. The record is from the annotation of a GenBank genome assembly.
AUGAGUCAGACUACGCUCAUCACGUUCGCAAUAUUACCGGCUGAGGCCUUGUUCUAUGAAGCAACGGGCAAGAAAAUCAAGAAUUUUCAUUUACAGAAAUGUAAGGCAAAGGAAAAUGUUAUAGUGCCAAUGGUCUUAAUGGGUCAUGGCGGCGUGAAUCAACUAGGCGGCGUGUUUGUAAACGGGCGGCCGUUGCCCGACGUUGUACGACAGCGGAUAGUGGAGCUGGCGCACAGUGGCGUUCGGCCAUGCGAUAUCAGUCGGCAACUCCGAGUAUCGCAUGGAUGUGUCUCUAAGAUACUUUCUAGGUACUAUGAAACGGGUAGCUUCAAGGCUGGUGUGAUUGGCGGUUCUAAGCCGAAAGUGGCCACCCCACCAGUAGUCGAUGCUAUUGCGGCGUACAAGAGAGAAAACCCUACUAUGUUCGCGUGGGAAAUUCGUGAUAGACUUCUCAGUGAGGGCAUAUGCAGUCAGGACAACGUGCCCAGUGUUUCAAGUAUUAAUAGAAUUGUUCGUAAUAAAGCAGCAGAAAAAGCGAAGCAUGCGCACAAUCAGCAACAACAACAGCAACAAGAGCAAGAAAUUACUUCUGCCCAAGGAAGUGUUGUUUCUGUGAUAACCCACGCCGGCAACGCGGGAACAACAGCAGUUCUAUCACCAACAACAGAACAACACGUCACCAAUACCGGCAGCUACAGCAUCAACGGUAUACUUGGCAUUGAGCAGGUGGAGAGUCUGCAUAAUGGGAACGGACUGAAGAGAAAGAGGCAUGAGGACCAGGAUGAGAACAGAGACUUCAACAGCCAUUCGGAGGAUGAUGUGAAAAGACAGAGAAGUCACUAUAAUGGAGAUCAAAUCUAUUCUAAUCUAUGGUCAUCAUCUAAAUGGAGCUUAAAAGACGAAUAUAAGUUACUAUCGGAGCUAGGAGGAAGCACGGGUUACUACGGCGAGCUAUUCGAAGCGCCCUACGAACAUCCUGCGCACCCGCACUAUGCGUCACACUCCGGUUAG